This is a messenger RNA of Pleurotus ostreatus (oyster mushroom), 1059 nucleotides long. It is a transcript of the gene NTG2, whose product is annotated as DNA N-glycosylase and apurinic/apyrimidinic (AP) lyase. Lineage: Eukaryota; Fungi; Basidiomycota; Agaricomycetes; Agaricales; Pleurotaceae. Gene Ontology annotation, cellular component: nucleus. Bases 1 to 1059 code for a protein of 352 amino acids. Gene Ontology annotation, molecular function: DNA binding; DNA-(apurinic or apyrimidinic site) endonuclease activity; oxidized pyrimidine nucleobase lesion DNA N-glycosylase activity. Gene Ontology annotation, biological process: base-excision repair; base-excision repair, AP site formation; nucleotide-excision repair. The transcript is spliced from 6 exons. The record is from RefSeq and is a predicted model, not a curated record.
AUGUCUGCAAUUAGGAGAAGCCAGACGACACGGAUAACGAGGCUUUCUUCACGCGCAAGUCCGUAUCAUGCAUCAGUCACUCUCUUCGAGGCCAAGGAUCCAGGAAUCACCGCUGACGCAGCAAAUAAUGGCGAGGCUCCGACACGCUCCUCGACGCCUCGCCGACCGCGCGCGCGGCGCGUCAAAGUCGAGGAAGACAUGGUAGACAUUGAGGACAUGGUCGCCAUGAAACCCGAGGCCGACACAGACCCUCCCUCGUUAGCGGAAUCGUCCAAAGUGAAGAAACCGAGGCGGUCGACUCAGCCCAAGUCGCCGCGGAAGCCUAAAGCAAUCCAACAGUCCCUAGACAAACCCCACCCCGCACCCGAGAACUGGCGCGAGACUUACGACGCUAUCAAAGAAAUGCGGUCCAAGAUUGUUGCGCCGGUGGACACUAUGGGAUGCGACCAGGCGCAGUACAAAGAGACAGAGCCGAAAAACAAGCGAUUUGCCACUUUGGUAUCUCUCAUGCUAUCUUCACAGACAAAAGACGAAGUAACCGACGCCGCUGUCUCGAAUCUACGAGAAGCCCUUGGCGGAUCAUUGAGUGUAGACGGGCUCAUCAAUUCUGACGAGCAAGCAAUAUCAAACGCCAUAUGUAAAGUUGGCUUCUGGAGGCGCAAAACCCAAUAUUUGAAACAGACUGCUCAGAUGCUGAAAGAUAAUUUCGAUUCGGACGUCCCGAAGACAGUUGACGAACUCUGUUCUUUGCCUGGCGUAGGUCCGAAAAUGGCGUUUUUAACGUUGCAUUCAGCCUGGAAUUUGAAUGUGGGUAUCGGUGUAGACGUCCACGUGCACCGCAUAACGAAUAGACUUGGGUGGCACAAACCGCCAACAAAUACGCCUGAAGAAACACGUUUGAAUUUACAAUCGUGGCUGCCUACCGAGCUCCAUCGAGAGAUUAACCAUAUGCUUGUAGGUUUCGGACAGGUUGUAUGCCUCCCGGUCGGUCCGCGCUGUGGUGACUGUACCCUGCGCACCCAGCAGGCCUGUCCCAGCGCCCGUAAUGUAGGUAGAUAG